Struthio camelus australis is the source of this 9159-nucleotide messenger RNA. NCBI's taxonomy places the organism in Eukaryota, Metazoa, Chordata, Aves, Struthioniformes, Struthionidae. The record is from RefSeq and is a predicted model, not a curated record.
GGUGUUGGCGGGGCAGAGCUGUGAUCUCCACUUAUACUAGUCUCUAGUACAAGUACAACGCAGUCUGUUUUGUUUAAUGGACUGCUGAAUUGGGAAUUAUUGCAGACCCAACAGUACAGCACUGCUCACUGCUUCAUCUAUUACUAGUUUAAAUUGGACUUUUAAUAUCCUGCCAGCUGCUCUUCACACACACAUGGUGCAUUGUUGCCAUUCUCAGAAUUGCAUCUUUGAAACCCAGACCCUCAGUAACCUUCAUCGAACAAAGAGGCAGCCUCCUGAAUACGUUUGUAGAGGGAUUUUUUGGACCUGCUGCCCUCUAGCUUUCUUGCUGGUGCUGUAUUUCUAAGACACUAUGGAGCCCAGUAUGGAGUAUUGCUUAGCGCAGGUGCUGCAGAAAGAUGUUGGAAAGAGGCUUCAAGUUGGCCAGGAACUGAUAGAUUACUUCUCAGAUAAACAGAAGUCAGCUGAUCUUGAACACGAUCAGACUAUGUUGGACAAAAUGGUUGAUGGACUGGCCACAUCUUGGGUAAAUUCCAGUAACUAUAAGGUGGUUCUCCUGGGCAUGGACAUCCUUUCUGCACUGGUGUCACGCUUGCAAGAUCGCUUCAAGGCACAGAUUGGCACAGUGCUGCCGAGUUUACUUGAUAGGCUGGGAGACUCUAAAGACUUAGUGCGGGAGCAGGAUCAGACCUUGCUGCUGAAAAUUAUGGAACAAGCUGCUAAUCCUCAGUACGUGUGGGAUAGAAUGCUAGGAGGAUUCAAACACAAGAAUUUCCGGACAAGAGAAGGGAUUUGCCUCUGCCUUAUUGCAACACUCAAUGCAUCUGGAGCUCAGAGUUUAACACUGAGUAAGAUAGUGCCACAUAUAUGUAACUUACUUGGAGAUCCGAACAGCCAGGUUCGAGAUGCAGCAAUAAACAGCCUUGUGGAAAUUUACAGACAUGUUGGUGAACGUGUAAGGGCUGAUCUCAGUAAAAAAGGACUGCCCCAGUCUCGGUUGAAUGUAAUUUUUACAAAAUUCGACGAAGUCCAAAAAUCUGGAAACAUGAUCCAGAGCUCAAGUGAUAAAAAUUUUGAUGAUGAAGACUCCGUGGACGGGAACAGACCUUCCUCAGCUAGCUCCUCUACAUCCUCAAAGGCCCCCGCAAAUUCACGCAGAGUUGGGAUGGGGACUGCCCGCAGACUUGGGUCUGCAGCUCUGGGCUCGAAGUCUUCAACAGCCAAAGAGGGAGCAGGUGCUGUGGAUGAGGAAGACUUCAUUAAAGCAUUUGAGGAUGUCCCAACAGUUCAGAUCUAUUCCAGCCGAGAUCUUGAGGAAUCCAUUAACAAAAUAAGAGAGAUACUGUCGGAUGAUAAGCAUGACUGGGAGCAGAGAGUAUCUGCUCUGAAGAAGAUCCGCUCCUUACUCUUGGCUGGAGCUGCAGAAUAUGACAACUUCUUCCAACACUUACGACUUCUGGAUGGAGCGUUUAAAUUAUCCGCUAAAGACCUGCGAUCUCAGGUAGUGCGUGAGGCUUGUAUCACAUUGGGACAUUUGUCAUCGGUUUUGGGAAACAAGUUUGACCAUGGGGCAGAAGCCAUCAUGCCAACGAUUUUUAAUCUAAUUCCCAAUAGUGCCAAAGUCAUGGCCACUUCUGGUGUUGUAGCAGUUAGAUUAAUCAUUCGACAUACGCACAUCCCUCGACUAAUACCCAUCAUAACCAGUAAUUGUACCUCCAAGUCUGUUGCCGUUAGAAGGCGCUGUUUUGAAUUUUUAGACUUGCUGUUGCAGGAAUGGCAGACUCAUUCCCUAGAAAGACACAUAUCAGUGUUAGCUGAAACGAUAAAGAAGGGAAUCCACGAUGCGGACUCUGAAGCCAGGAUAGAGGCAAGAAAAUGUUACUGGGGUUUUCAUGGUCACUUCAGCCGAGAGGCAGAACACUUGUAUCACACCCUGGAAUCCUCCUACCAGAAGGCCCUGCAGUCCCAUUUGAAGAACUCUGACAGCAUUGUGUCCUUGCCGCAGUCGGAUCGCUCCUCUUCUAGCUCCCAGGAGAGUCUCAACCGUCCACUGUCUGCUAAAAGAAGUCCUACUGGAAGCACUGCAUCUAGAGCAUCUACAGUAAGUACGAAAUCUGUGUCAACACCAGGAUCUCUGCAGCGAUCCCGCAGUGACGUUGAUGUGAAUGCAGCAGCUAGUGCCAAGUCAAAAGUGACAUCUGGAGCAUCUACCCCCUUCAGUUCUGCCGCAGCCUUGCCCCCAGGCUCAUAUGCAUCCCUAGAUGGUACUACCACUAAAACUGAGGGUCGGAUUCGUACAAGGAGACAGAGCUCUGGCAGUGCCACAAGCGUCACCUCAACGCCUGCUGACACCCGAGGCCGCAGCCGGGCUAAAGUAGUUUCACAGUCCCAGCGAUCCAGAUCAGCUAAUCCUGCUGGUGCUGGCAGCCGGUCUAGUUCUCCGGGUAAACUGUUAGGAAGCGCCUAUGGCGGCCUGAGCAGUGGAACGUCCAGAGUCCAGCCAGUUCCAUCAUCGUCAGAAAAACGCAGCAAGAUCCCUCGGAGCCAGGGAUGCAGUCGAGAGACGAGUCCCAACAGGAUAGGACUAGCACGGAGCAGUCGCAUCCCCCGACCCAGCAUGAGUCAGGGGUGCAGCCGCGAUACCAGCCGUGAGAGCAGUCGAGAUACAAGCCCUGCUCGGGGCUUUCCUCCACUUGCUUCUCGACGUCAUUCCAGGUCCACUAGUGCUCUCUCCACUGCUGAUUCUGUUGGGCAGUCAGACCGGUUUGGGCUCGGACAGCCAGGCAGGAUGCCUGCUUCCGUGAAUGCCAUGCGAGUCCUGAGCACAAGCACAGAUCUGGAGGCUGCCGUGGCCGAUGCACUGCUGUUAGGAGACUCCAGGAGCAAGAAAAAGCCUGUGAGAAGAAGAUAUGAACCCUAUGGGAUGUACUCCGAUGAUGAUGCUAAUAGUGAUGCAUCAAGCGCUUGCUCUGAGCGCUCUUAUGGCUCCAGGAACGGGGGCAUUCCACACUACCUGCGACAGACUGAAGAUGUAGCCGAGGUCUUGAACCACUGUGCCAGCUCCAACUGGUCUGAAAGAAAAGAAGGGCUCAUAGGUCUUCAGAACUUACUGAAAAGCCAGCGGACACUGAGCCGAGUCGAGUUAAAAAGGCUGUGCGAAAUAUUUACUCGCAUGUUUGCUGACCCUCACAGCAAGAGAGUCUUCAGCAUGUUUCUGGAAACCCUGGUUGAUUUCAUCAUCAUUCAUAAAGAUGACUUGCAGGACUGGCUUUUUGUUCUCCUGACACAGUUGCUAAAGAAAAUGGGAGCAGAUUUGCUGGGGUCUGUACAGGCAAAAGUUCAGAAAGCUCUGGAUGUCACAAGGGAUUCUUUUCCAUUUGAUCAACAAUUUAACAUUUUGAUGAGGUUUAUUGUAGAUCAGACCCAAACACCAAACCUCAAGGUGAAAGUUGCUAUCCUGAAGUAUAUUGAGUCCCUGGCAAGACAGAUGGAUCCAACAGACUUUGUGAACUCCAGUGAGACAAGACUUGCUGUAUCUAGAAUUAUAACUUGGACAACAGAACCAAAGAGCUCAGACGUGAGAAAGGCAGCACAAAUAGUCCUGAUUUCUCUCUUUGAAUUGAACACGCCUGAGUUUACCAUGUUACUCGGUGCCUUGCCAAAAACAUUCCAGGACGGUGCUACCAAGCUCCUGCACAACCACCUCAAGAACUCCAGUAACACCAGUGUGGGUUCCCCCAGCAAUACCCUUGGUCGGACUCCUUCCCGGCACUCCAGCAGCAGAACUAGCCCCUUAACUUCACCAACCAACUGUUCCCAUGGUGGACUGUCUCCAAGUCGGUUCUGGGGUUGGAGUGCAGACGGGCUGUCGAAGCACCCCCCUCCCCUUUCUCAGCCUAACUCCAUCCCCACUGCUCCUUCCCACAAGACUUUCAGACGCUCUUACUCUCCCAGUAUGCUGGAUUAUGACACGGAGAACCUAAAUUCUGAUGAAAUCUACAGCUCUCUUCGUGGAGUCACAGAAGCAAUUGAAAAAUUUAGUUUCCGUAGUCAAGAGGACCUGAAUGAGCCAAUCAAACGUGAUGGAAAGAAAGACUGUGACAUUGUGUCUCGAGAUGGUGGCCUCGCGGUGCCUGCCAGUGAUGUCCGCGGCGGCAGUGACAUUGUGGAAGGGGGCAGGAUGGCUCUAGAUAACAAAACCUCCCUUCUUAACACCCAGCCUCCCCGCGCCUUUUCAGGACCCCGUGCUCGAGAGUACAACCCCUACCCUUAUUCCGACACGAUUAACACUUAUGACAAGACUGCCCUGAAGGAGGCAGUGUUUGAUGAUGACAUGGAUCAGCUUCGGGAUGAAGUACCCAUUGACCAUUCUGAUUUGGUGGCUGAUCUUCUGAAAGAGCUCUCUAACCACAAUGAGCGAGUGGAGGAGCGGAAAGGAGCCCUCCUGGAACUGCUGAAGAUCACGCGGGAAGAUAAUCUUGGAGUCUGGGAGGAGCAUUUCAAAACUAUUCUGCUCUUGUUGCUGGAAACACUUGGAGACAAAGAUCAUUCGAUAAGAGCCCUGGCACUAAGAGUCCUGAGGGAGAUCUUACGGAAUCAGCCAGCCAGGUUCAAGAACUAUGCUGAGUUGACCAUCAUGAAAACACUGGAAGCACAUAAGGAUUCCCACAAGGAGGUCGUCAGAGCUGCUGAGGAAGCUGCUUCUACCCUGGCUAGUUCCAUCCACCCGGAGCAGUGCAUCAAAGUGCUUUGCCCCAUCAUUCAAACUGCAGAUUAUCCAAUUAACUUAGCUGCCAUCAAAAUGCAGACAAAAGUCAUUGAGAGGAUUUCUAAGGAAUCGUUGCAUCAGCUCCUUCCUGAUAUUAUUCCUGGAUUGUUACAGGGUUAUGAUAAUACGGAGAGCAGUGUCCGUAAAGCUAGUGUGUUUUGCCUAGUGGCAAUUUAUUCGGUAAUUGGAGAAGAACUGAAACCUCAUCUCGCACAACUCACGGGAAGCAAGAUGAAGCUACUAAACUUGUACAUAAAGAGGGCCCAGACUACCAAUAGCAACAGCAGUUCCUCUUCAGAUGUUUCAACGCACAGUUAAUGAAGAUAUCUGGACAUGUGUAGACUUAGAAGCAAUCAGCGGUGCCUCUCAGAGACCUUUCUGCUACUCUUACUUCACUGGCGCACUCCAUCAGCUUAAGGAGGCCAUGCAGAUAUUUAUUGCAAUCAGUAUUUUAGUCCCUUGAAGCUUUUAUGUAGAAUCUUAUUGGUAUUGAAUGUAAAGGAAGCAAGGUCUGUGUUGCAGUCUUCAUUUUAAAAAAAAAAAAAGAAAAAGAAAAAGUGAACAACAGAAAGCCAUACUUAAACAUAUUUGUAUAGCCUGCUGAAAUCUCUGAAAUAUGUUUAGGUUAGUUUUCCAAAACAGAGUCCCAAAAAGUGGACACGCAUAAAGGUCAAACAAAUCUUGUUAUUUUAGUUUACGCUCAGUUUUGGUUUCUGUGCGCUAGUUACGUGCUCUCUCCCUGUGACUUUGGCCGUGCCGGCUGGAUUCUCCUCUCCUUACCAGUCUCUUGCGAUCCCGUUUUGUCCGUCCUCCUUGCAGCCUGCCUGACAUGCAGGAUCCUCCAUGAGGAGAUCUUUGCAGCUAGGGCUGUGGUUCCAGCCUCCGAUGCUUUAAUACUGAGAGAUAGCAAAUGAGUAAUGAAAAAGUAGGUUCUUUUUAAACAUCUGAGUUUUGUACAUAGUUCUGACAGACCUCUCAUGGGCUGAUUUCUCUGCAUCUGCUUUCCAGCCAGCUGUACUUUGUGAAACAGCUGGGCUCUUGCUACUUUCAUUGACUUUGUAAAUAUUUUCCCUCUUCCCACCCGACUCUUUCUCCUGUGCUCAAAAGGCAUGUCAGGUGACCUGUAACUCCUCAUCAAAGGGAGCUGGAGACACGGCUCUAGGACUGAUGCCUGUGAUCUGACACUGGAGUUUGGGUGUUGUGUUGGGCUUUGAGCACACCCGUGGGUUGCAAUCAGAGCUGGCAAGGCUGGAUCUUAGUGCUGCCUUGCAAGGCAAGCUGUAUUUUUGCUGAAGUCUGUAGCGUUAAAGGGCUGACCUGCCGCUGUGACCAGACCCGUUGGUGUCGGGUGGUAAGUGGUCUUGUUCAUCCCUGCUACUCCUGUGUGCUGUGGGCAAAUUGUUCACCCCAGAGGACAGAAAGGGAAUCUUAAACUGGACAAAAUGCCCCUGUGGAAGUGCCCGCUGUGGGGGUUGGCUGGACUAGUGCCAGUUGCCUGCUACAGCUCCCCUCCUGUGCCUGAAGAGCCUGCAGUGCUGUUGCCUACCUUCAGAAACCUGCUCCUUCCCGGCCAGCCCCACACACUCCUGCUGGGUGCUUAGCGCUUCAGAGGAGUGUGCAGCACCCUCGCGGGGGCUUCAGCAGGGUGCUCUGGGCGCCAUCCUAGCUGAGGGCACCUCUGGGGACAGAUCCUUUCACAAACUGAGCGAGAUGAAGUUGGAAACAAAGCAGCAACCGUUGAAUGCCCUGUGGCACCAUCCUCUACCGACAGGAGAGCCUCCUGUCUGCAGAGGGUGAGCUCCCCUGCUGCUGCUGUAACCUGGAGGAAGCAGGAGAACGUGUGCGCUGCGUUUGGUCCCGGGCUGGAUCCUGGCUGAUGGAGAGGCCUACCCUGACCUGGGGUGGGUCAGAACUGGGUUUUGCUCCUAGAGCCAGCAGCAUGAGAAGAUGGACCUGCAGGACAUAUGUGCUCCCUGGCUGCUCCUGGUGCCCUGGUCUCCUUCCAGCCCUCCCCGGGGGGAGCUGAAGGGCCACCUCAGCAGCAUACAGGCAACAUGAGCGUCUGGUACUGCAGCAGGGAGGCUGAAGGCCUGCUGUCCUCCCGUCCCAUCCAUCUGUGCCUGGGUGGCUGAGCACCAGUCCACUGCACCCCCCAAGGAGCUGUGCUGGUAGGUGCUCUGCGGCACCCGCUCCCCUCCGAGUACCCAGCUCUGGCGGGGCUGGGCAGGAUGGGCCUGCGGAGCUUUUUGGCCCCUUUCCCUGCCAAAGUGAGAGCAGGAGAGGUGACCUGCUCCUGAGUUUCUCAGGACGUGUCCAGGCUUUCACUAGCUGCAGGGCUAAUUCCCUCAUCUUUCCUGAUGCAUAAUGCUACAACAGGAGUAAACUGUUGUGACCCUGGUGUGUGGGAUUCCCCCAAGGUCUUCCUGCAGGCUCGAUAAAGCCAUCCCCGCUAGAGGAGGCCGUUGCGAUUACGUUGGCUGCUCCGUGGUCAGUGUCGCCCUUUCUGUGGACCAUUCUUUACCAUCAUCUUUCAGUACGCUUGUUAGAAUUUUUUUUUUUGAAUAAUUGAAAUUAUUUUAGUUUAACAUGAAUUUAUUUUUCCUUUUGAGGAAAUAUUCAGCUGACAUGUUGGCAGCAGUUAGCUGUCUUGUUUGAAUUUUUAUUAGUUUUUUUUUUUUUUUAUUUGUGCUCUAACUGCUCAGUAUUUAUGCCUCUCUUUCUCCCCAUCUCAGUUAAGCAUCUUCUGCCCCAGUCCUGGGGUUCAGAAGGUCGGCAUAGCUGCCUGGAUGGCAUUUAGCCCCUUCCAGCUGUGGUGGAUCUUGUUCCAUCACUGCUUGCUUUUUGUUUGUUUUUGAAUGGCACACUGUAGCAAGUCUCCAGGAAUUGAAUUCCUUCCCCAGUGUUUUUAUAUAUUUUAUAAAAUCCUGUUAGUAUGCACUGAAAGUGAACGCACUGUAAUUAAUGUCCCUGAACUGACCCUAGCACGUGCGCUGACACUACAGUAGGAAUUAACAGCUCAUCCUUCAGAAAUACGUGUGAAAUCUGCUGCUGCUGCUUUGAGACUCCAGGGAUGAGCAUGUAUUUUUCAGAAACUAUUGGCACAUUUGGGGCUGCAAAUGGUAGAACCAGGCCUUACUUUCUUGAUCAGAUUCUGUUCUGUUUGUCAACAGAUGCUCAUUAGUGUGUUACUUUAUUUCUUUACAUGAGUCAAUCAAGGACUGUUCAUCCUUUGAGUACUCUAGAAGUCUGUUAUACCUGUAUACAGUAGAGAGCGUUCUGCUUAGGUAUUUAUAAAUCAUUUGCGUAUAAUGUACAUAGUUGUUUAGUAUGUUGAACAUGACUUGAUUUUUUUUUUUUCCUUUCCUUUGAAGUACUCAAAGGGCUAGCUCUGAAUGUCACCUCUCUGAUCUGCAGUGUUCUGAUUUCUGAAAGCUGUACAAUCACUUUGUUUUUUCUUUAGCAAGCAUAAAGGUCUCUCUGGCUACAAAUCAGACAGUAUCCACGCACGUUUGCAGAGGAAGAUCUGCAUGCUGGCAGUGCCUCACCGUGACGGUGGAGCUUGUGUUCAUGUUUUCCCAGCAGUAGCCACCUACUGCAGCUGCCUUUUUUUUUUUUCUUGCUGCCCAUUAUGUAGGGCUUUGAUUUUUCGUAUCUUUAAAAAAAAGAAAAAAAAAAGAAAAAAAAUUAUUUGCCCACCAUGCUUAAGAAGUCUGAAUGGGAGAAAACUCUCAGCAGACAGUGGCUCCUGGCUGUAAGGUUGCCGAAAUCUCAGAUGUGGAUGUUUUUUCUGCCAUUGGCUGCACCAGUGCUCCGUGGGCAUGGGCAAAUAACGGAUACAUCUGCCCCCACAGUCCUACGUACUAUAGUUCUCAUGUAGUGCAGAAUUAUCGAGGCAUGUGGCUUUCUUAAGGUACACUAUGUGUGCUUGCCUGAAUUACAAUACAAUACAAGACUGUCUUUUUUUAUUGCUUAUUACUAGCUUACCAAUAACCUGUAUAAGUAAUGUAACUCCCAUCUUUGUCAUCGAAACCUUUUCUCCCCACCCCUUUAUUUAUCAAGCAUAAUAUUACAUAUUAAGGGACAGAAAAAUAGAUCUUUGUAGAGUACAGCAGGAUGUUGCUAACAAUAAUGUUUUAAAUGGGAAGUAAAAACUGCUCUGAAAAAUGCCAGCCAUAAAAAAUGAUUUUGUUGGCACUGUGUUCAUGCGCAUGUAUUUUUUUCUAUUUUUCCGCUUUUGUCAUGUUACAUCCAUAUCUGUAUUUAUAUCUUAUUUGUUUCACUUUUGAGUGUAUCAUGGCAAUUGUACAGAUGUUUUUGUUAACAUUUAUGUGAUAGAAUUUGCUAAAAAAAAAAAAAAAAAAAAAUUAAAACCUUUUGAGUUUGCCCUAGAA